GCCCUUUGGACUUGUAGCAUCGUCGGCUGUACUUUAUACAAGAAUCCAGGUGUGGGCAGUGAGUCAGGGCUUUCGGGAUCUCUCUUACCGGCCCAAGGAUCCAAGGCAAUCAGUGCAAAACCUGGCCAGCAGCCCGAGUGAGUAGGAGCCAUGUGACUCUGGUGAGUUGGAGUGUGCAGUUGCCUCCUGCUUCAGAGCUACCUGAUUCGAAUACUAAGCAGAGCUGAGUGCCUGGCUGAGUGGAAGACACCAAAGACACUGCAGAGCAAGGUGCUUUUUUCCAGAGGUGUUACAGAACAUGGAGAUUAAAGACCAGGGAGCCCAAAUGGAGCCGCUGCUGCCUACGAGAAAUGAUGAAGAAGCUGUUGUGGAUAGAGGUGGAACACGUUCUAUUCUCAAAACACAUUUUGAGAAAGAAGAUUUAGAAGGUCAUCGGACAUUAUUUAUUGGAGUUCAUGUGCCCCUGGGUGGAAGAAAAAGCCAUCGUCGUCACAGGCAUCGUGGUCAUAAGCACAGAAAGAGGGACAGAGAGAGAGAUUCGGGACUGGAGGAUGGAAGAGAGUCCCCUUCUUUUG
This is a messenger RNA of Mus pahari (shrew mouse), 575 nucleotides long. RefSeq names its product sodium-driven chloride bicarbonate exchanger-like. NCBI's taxonomy places the organism in Eukaryota, Metazoa, Chordata, Mammalia, Rodentia, Muridae. The record is from RefSeq and is a predicted model, not a curated record. The transcript has 3 exons. The annotation marks the transcript as partial.